AUGGGUUCUACAGCACCAGCUGAGCGAAAGGUUGUGGUCAUCACAGGAUCGACAUCUGGCAUUGGGAAAGAGCUGGCAGAGCGCCUUCAUCCCAAAGGGUACAAUAUCGUCGUGUCAGGAAGACGCUCAGAGCUAGGCCAAGCCGUUGCAAAUGAGCUAGAUCCGACUGGAGAAACAGUCAUAUUCGUUCAAUGCGACGUCGCGUCGCACGCCUCCCAGGCAAACCUCUUGAAGACAACCUGGGACAAAUGGAAACGCCUAGACGUCUUCAUAGCCAAUGCCGGCAUCGUCGACCAGACCUCCCGUUACAACCUCAGCCGCAAGGACGCCCCAAUCGAGGACGUCCCGCCGGAGCCGGAACUCAAACUCACAGACAUCGACUUCAAGGGCGUCGUCUACGGGACAGAGCUGGCUGUUCACUACAUGCGGCACAAUCCCCCUCACGCCAGAGGAGGCAAGAUCAUGAUCACCGGCAGCAUAGCGGCCAUCUACCCAGUGCCAAUUAUCCCUGAGUACAGCGCUGUGAAGGCGGCAGCACUGCAGUGGGCGCGAGUGAUGGCGCCGAUGUUGGCACAAGAAGGCAUCACGAUCAAUAACAUUCUGCCCAACGGCUACGAUACAGACAUUAUGCCAGGCUUCCAGGAAGCGUUUCUGGAGGAGCAUCUGACCGACAAGGAAUGUCUCAUGAAGGCGUACGAUGUUUUCUUGGAUGAUGUUGCGAAUGAAAAGACAGGGCAGACGAUCGAGACAGCAUACAAGUCUCACUACUACCAUGAUAUCCCACCGCACAAGAGCGGCAACGUGAUUGCAAGAUCUGAAAGGGUCUACGAGCCUUGGUUCGAGCUGAUUCACGGGGCUAGAAGUGGGUUGCCGACCGCUAUAAAGGAGCCGUUGAGGAAGCCUGCCGAGUGA
This is a messenger RNA of Diaporthe amygdali, 912 nucleotides long. Its product is annotated as 15-hydroxyprostaglandin dehydrogenase. Lineage: Eukaryota; Fungi; Ascomycota; Sordariomycetes; Diaporthales; Diaporthaceae. The transcript has 3 exons. The record is from RefSeq and is a predicted model, not a curated record. The coding region runs from base 1 to 912 and encodes 303 amino acids.